AUGGAAAAUUGUCUUCACCACCUUACAAUCAAAGGAUUCUUCUUCACGAAACCUAUUUCUUUUUCAUCCUCUUCUUCUUCUUUCAACUUUAGGUGCAGCAACAACAGCAAGGUGAUUAAGGCGAGUGCUGGAGCUAGCCACUGUCCGUUCAGUAGUUUGAACUCUCCUUUGUUACCACAAUCCACCGUUGGGAAUUAUCUUAGCGGUGUUUUGCAGAAUCAUCGUAAUCUCUUUCAUGUUGCCGUUCAAGAAGAACUUAAACUAUUGGCUGAUGAUCGAGAUGCUGCGGUUUCUCGUAUGAUCCUUAGUUCUGAUUCCGAUCAAGCCUUGCUUCACAGGAGGAUUGCAGAAAUAAAAGAGAAUCAAUGUGAAGUUGCUGUUGAAGAUGUUAUGUCCUUGUUGAUAUUUUACAAGUUUUCCGAAAUUCGGGUCCCUUUGGUUCCAAAGCUUUCGAGUUGUCUUUACAAUGGAAGGCUAGAGAUAUUGCCUUCUAAAGAUUGGGAGCUAGAGUCUAUUCAUACAUUAGAAGUUUUGGAUAUGAUAAGGGAGCACAUAACCACCGUGACCGGCUUGAAAGCAAAACCUAGUGUAACAGAAAGUUGGGCAACUACCAAAGUUCGACAAUUCUUACUCGCGCGUGUAUACGUCGCUUCAAUAUUAUACGGCUACUUUUUGAAAUCGGUUUCGCUAAGAUACCAUCUAGAAAGAAACCUAAAUUUGGCUAACAAUGAUGUUCAUCUUGGUCAUAGGACUACUAACCUCUCAUUUAAAGAUAUGUAUUCUUAUGGAUUCGAGGAAGAUAUCUUUGGUCAUUUGAGUAACAUGCAAUCGAUCGAGCACGGGCAAGGACAAGGGCUAAUUCGAUACGAAGAGGAAAUUGAAGAUUUGAAGUGUUAUGUUAUGAAGUUUCACCCGGGAUCGUUGCAGAGAUGUGCUAAGUUGAGGUCUAAGGAGGCUGUGAAUUUGGUUAGGAGUUAUAGUUGUGCACUUUUUAACAAUGAAGGGUUUGAUUCUGUUGAAAAUGAUGAUGUUAUUUUGACUUCAUUUUCAAGUUUGAAGAGACUAGUCUUGGAAGCUGUUGCUUUUGGAUCAUUCUUGUGGGAAACUGAAGAUUACAUUGACAAUGUAUAUAAGCUUAAGGAUCAUUAA
Messenger RNA from Lathyrus sativus (Indian pea), 1149 nucleotides. The record is from the annotation of a GenBank genome assembly. Lineage: Eukaryota; Viridiplantae; Streptophyta; Magnoliopsida; Fabales; Fabaceae.